CGCCUCUCUGAUUGAGGGGAGCAGGAACCGCAAUCUGGAGCCCAGUGCUCCGGGUGGGUGGCAGGACCCCAAGGCGGUGGGCGGGACGCAGGUGUCCGCAGCCGCAGGGCCCGCGCCCCAUCAGGGCCCCACGCGCCCCCAGCGCGCCCGGCCCGCCGCUCCUCCCUCUCCCUCGCUGGUUGGCCGGGGCGCGGCGGAACGCGGCAGCAGGAGGAGCCGGGCGCGGCCGCCACGCAAAACCACAGCGCUAGCUGGGCUGCGGGCUGGCCGCGCGAUCCCAGAGGCGGCCGUCAGUGACAGCAACAGCAGCUACGCCGGUGUUCGGCGCGCACCCUCCGCCUGGGGCCCCCGCGCCCGCCGCCCCGGCCCCCGCGCGACGCCCGAGCUCCGCGCAGCAUCGCUGCGGCCGCCCUAGCCAGGAGCCAUGGGGAAGCCAGCGAGGAAGGGGUCCGACUGGAAGCGCUUCGUGAGGAACAACUGGCUGCUGCUGUCCACCGUGGCCGCCGUGGUGCUAGGCAUUGUCACAGGAGUCUUGGUUCGAGAACACAGCCAACUCUCAAAUCUAGACAAAUUUUACUUUGCUUUUCCUGGAGAAAUUCUAAUGAGAAUGCUGAAGCUCAUCAUUUUGCCAUUAAUUGUAUCCAGCAUGAUUACAGGUGUUGCUGCCCUGGAUUCCAACGUAUCUGGAAAAAUUGGUCUGCGGGCUGUGGUGUAUUAUUUUUGUACCACCAUCAUUGCUGUUAUCCUAGGUAUUGUGCUGGUGGUGACCAUCAAGCCUGGUGUCACUCAGGAGAUGUCUGAGAUUGACAGGACAGGCAACAGCCCUGAAGUCAGCACAGUGGAUGCCAUGUUAGACCUGAUCAGGAAUAUGUUCCCUGAGAACCUCGUGCAAGCCUGUUUUCAGCAGUAUAAAACUAAGCGUGAAGAAAUACAGUCUUCCACUGAUUCUGAGAGGAACAAAACAGAGGAUUCUGUCACCACCGUCAUGACAGCAAUCUCUCAGAACAAAACGAAGGAAUACAAAAUUGUAGGCAGUUACGCAGAUGGCAUAAACGUCCUGGGUUUGAUUAUCUUUUGCCUCGUUUUUGGACUUGUCAUUGGAAAAAUGGGAGAAAGGGGACAGAUUUUGGUGGAUUUCUUCAAUGCUUUGAGUGAUGCAACCAUGAAAAUCGUUCAGAUCAUUAUGUGCUACAUGCCCCUUGGGAUUUUGUUCCUGAUUGCUGGGAAGAUCAUAGAAGUUGAAGACUGGGAAAUAUUUCGCAAGCUGGGUCUCUACAUGGCCACGGUCCUCAGUGGGCUUGCAAUCCACUCUAUUGUAAUCCUCCCACUGAUAUAUUUCAUAGUCGUACGAAGGAACCCUUUCCGAUUUGCCCUGGGCAUGGCCCAGGCUCUGCUGACGGCACUCAUGAUCUCUUCCAGUUCAGCAACUCUACCUGUCACCUUCCGCUGUGCAGAAGAAAAGAACCACGUGGAUAAGAGGAUCACUAGAUUCGUGCUGCCUGUUGGUGCCACAAUCAACAUGGAUGGGACCGCACUUUAUGAAGCAGUAGCUGCCGUGUUUAUUGCACAGCUGAAUAACUUGGACUUGAGCAUUGGGCAGAUCAUCACGAUCAGCAUCACAGCCACAGCCGCCAGCAUUGGAGCUGCUGGCGUGCCCCAAGCUGGCCUGGUGACCAUGGUGAUCGUGCUGAGUGCUGUGGGCCUGCCUGCUGAGGAUGUCACCCUGAUCAUCGCUGUCGACUGGCUCCUGGACCGGUUCAGGACCAUGGUCAACGUCCUCGGUGAUGCUUUUGGGACUGGCAUUGUGGAAAAGCUGUCCAAGGAGGAGCUGGAGCAGAUGGAUGUUUCAUCUGAAGUUAACAUUGUGAAUCCCUUUGCCUUGGAAUCCACAAUACUUGACAAUGAAGACUCAGACACCAAGAAGUCCUACAUCAAUGGAGGCUUUGCAGUGGACAAGUCUGACACCAUCUCAUUCACCCAGACCUCCCAGUUCUAGAGCCCCUGGCUUCAGAUGACUGGAGUGAUGAAGGACACCUCCGUAGCAGUCAUCUCUUAAUGAAGCCAAACAUUUAGGAAAAUAAAAACAAUGGUCAGUUGUACAUUUAGUUUGAUAUACAGACCUCCAGAUUAUUUUCUAUAUUUGGCUUGAUAAGCCUUUGCUGUCUGAGUUUUGCUGUCUGGAGUAAGAUGGGGUAAAUAAGGUUUAAAAGGAAAUUGUAUGAUCUGGCUCUUAAAAAUUCUGUCAGACAAAGUAUGGAAGUACAUAUAAUGUUGGAAUUAGGAAAUAGUGGAGGAGAAAUUGUUUUCUCAUAUACAGACCAGUGUCUUGGAUUUUAGAGAAGAAAUUCUCUCAUUGGCAACAAAUUUUUACUCAGGCUUUAUAUUGGAGUGGAUUUCCUUUGACUUCUUACCUUUUAUAGAUAAUAAUGCAUCUAAACAACCCCAUCCAGUUAAUGUGCCAAACUCUCCAUUUUGAACUCAUCUCGAGCCAAUUUCAAAGAAUCUAUUUUAAAAAAACCAGCACAGUUCUGAAACAACAGUUUUUAGGAUGAACAUAGGCUUCAGGGGUAAGGGAGGAGGAUUCUUUUUUAAAUGUACUGUAUUGGGACACUGGUUACUGUUAAUCCAGUGUUCAGUAUAGAACUAUAUAUAUGUGUGUAUAUAUAUAUUUAUUAUUUUCAUAUAAUUUGCAAGACAGAGAUCAGAAUUGAACUGUCAAUGUGAAAAACAACCUCUCCUUGUACUUGAAUAACUACAGUUCCAACCCAAGUCUGCUUCACGGCUUAUCAGGUCUCCUUUCUCAGGAGCACUAGAAUGAGAAAUCAUAUUGUCAGGCUGUCUGUGUAUCUUCCCUAAAGCAAGGAUGCACUUUGGUGACACUCCAGGAUGGCAGAGCUGCUCCAUUAAAAUAUCCAGAUUCAAGCUGCCUGGAAGAAACCCAUACCAAUUCUACACACAAUUAUAUACAAAGAUAUUACUUCAAGAAGGUUGGCUGUUCUUCUGUCCCACUGGAAGGCUUCAUUCUUCCAAGUUCACCCACAUCCACUUUUAAAGAGGCCAAUACUUUGCUGCCUUUGCACUUUUGUAUCUAUCGGGGCCCAAAUACACUGGCAAGCUACCAGAUGGCUUGUAUUUUAAAGUAGAGUCUAUUGGCUAAAUACACCACCAUGCACAUAAGCUGUUCCUACCCUGUAUUUGUGUAGAGUUGAUCCCAUGACAUGAGACAUCGGUAUCAGUGGUGCAGGGCAAAUUCUUCCAUCCUAUGACACUGGUCCUGCCUCCUCCAAAAAGGAUUGUUCUAACUCCUACUCUUGGCCCUGCUCCUUCAAAUUCUUUGCUAGUCAUUCUCUGCUUUAAUGAAUAUAGAUUAUUAAAGCUUGUGCUUCAAUUCUCAUCUUGUAAAUAAUGCUUAACAUAAACUUGUACUUACACUUAAAUCCCAAAUAGUCAUUUCUGUAGCAAUAUGUACCCACCUUAAACCCGUACCUUCAUAUUGAAAAGAAACCAGAAAUUGUGCCAAAGAUAGCCGAAAAGAAAAUAAAUGCUUAGUAUUGAUGACCUGGGCCUGAAAUCUCUAAGGAAAGAUACUGAAUUGAUAUGUAAACUUCAUAGUGGCCAUUGAUUCUAUGUGAAUUUAAAAUGAAAGUAUUAGAAUUAUUUAUAGGAAAUAUAAAUAUGAUUAAAGUUGAAUCAAUGAUUUAUUUUGGGCUAAACUGUUCUAUACCCUAUUACAUGGCUCUAACCCAUGGCACUAGAGUCGGAAGAUCUCUUCAUGAACUGCAGAUCAUCCUUACUUUGGAAUUUGUAGCCAACUUUUUAACACACUGUGCUGUUAAAAAGAACGUUCAUUUCAGUGUCAAUAAACAUGUCCCUCAUUCUUC
This is a messenger RNA of Octodon degus (degu), 3881 nucleotides long. RefSeq names its product solute carrier family 1 member 1 (gene Slc1a1). Bases 425 to 1996 code for a protein of 523 amino acids. Gene Ontology annotation, cellular component: plasma membrane. The record is from RefSeq and is a predicted model, not a curated record. Gene Ontology annotation, biological process: L-glutamate transmembrane transport. Gene Ontology annotation, molecular function: glutamate:sodium symporter activity; L-cysteine transmembrane transporter activity; L-glutamate transmembrane transporter activity. NCBI's taxonomy places the organism in Eukaryota, Metazoa, Chordata, Mammalia, Rodentia, Octodontidae. The transcript has 12 exons.